Varroa destructor (honeybee mite) is the source of this 9083-nucleotide messenger RNA. It is a transcript of the gene Ack, whose product is annotated as activated Cdc42 kinase. Gene Ontology annotation, biological process: protein phosphorylation. Gene Ontology annotation, molecular function: protein binding; protein tyrosine kinase activity; ATP binding. NCBI's taxonomy places the organism in Eukaryota, Metazoa, Arthropoda, Arachnida, Mesostigmata, Varroidae. The record is from RefSeq and is a predicted model, not a curated record.
GUGGUUAAUACUACGUGCUCUAUUUUGGUGCUGAGUGUGUGCACGGAGUUUACAUGCAAACGUCAUGUGUUCAAGCUAGGGGAAAAACGUAGGUAGGCAAAGCCAAAUGCGAUGAACGUCAACUCGGAUUUAUUUUGCGGAUCUCGUCAACUGUAUGUUGGAGAAGUGGAAAAACGUUUAACAAAGCUUUACCUUCACUGAGUCUGAAUUUUCAACAGUAUUUUGUUCCUAACUCUCGGACGUGUUUACUAGGACUGGGGCACCUACAAUUAUGAUUUUUCUCAUUAUUUCGAUUUGUCGGUCCCUUACAUGUACUUUUCCCCUGUAAUGUUAGAACUGUUAGAACACUGAAGCGCUUGUUUUCUUUUAAAAUUUUCCUCUCUCUCUCUCGCAUCGUAUAUCCUUAUUAUCAAUUAUGUCACUCAUUUGAAUUAUAUUGAAAAUAAUUAUUCAUUUUUGUUCGGUAAUUAUAAUAUAUCGAUUAUGCCUUGCUUACAAACGUGUUUGGUUACGUGCUCUGGCGAGUUUCGAGUACAUGCAUUCUUACGGAGAAAUGCGCGUAUGUGACGAACUGCGACGUCGCUGGAGCGGAGUCAUCAAGGAUUUGUAAAAUUUAACUGACAAUGGACGAUGCCCUUUGUGGUAACAGUUGUUGCACUUUACUCUUUUCUCGUGACGAAUAGUGACGUCAUAGUCACGUAUAGUACUGGUAUAAGUAAUCCAGGCACAACAGCCGGCGUCGUUUUCGAAACGUACAGCCAAAUCCAUAGCUUAGUGCAUGUACAUUUGUCAAAUUUAAAGCAUUAAUUGGCUUGACGGGUUUAUAUGUUGGAGACAUCUAUAUUUGAUUACAAUGCACUGAGGUCUUGGAAACUCCAAGUGACCCUAGUAUCCGAAAUACAUGCACUAGUCCCAAAAAAUGCACAAUUAGAGCUUUCGGAAGAUGAUCUCUUUUUAAAUACACUAAAGCACCGCCGCGUUUCAACGUAAUCGAGAGUCGUAGUUGUGUACUUCCUAUAAUUUUUUAUGACAUUCGUACGUGAAAAUGUUUGUUGGUGCAAAUGAAACUGAACUUUAUCUAGACCUCCGUAGCCAUCAUUAUUAAAUAUAGGAGCCACGUAUUAUAUUACGCCUAACUUUUGGGCGUUAAAACGAGUGAUAUGCAUAUAAUCGAUGACUGUUUUAGAAAAAUUGUAUUGAUGACUCUUCUCUAGAUUGGAAUUUCUUUGUGUUCGUGUGGGUUUACCCUUAUACGCUUCAAUUUCGGUGGGGACAAAUAGCAACUGAACGCGACCAGUCUUUGAACUCUGAGUAGUUCAAUACUUCCGAUUGGAAAAGUUCGGUGUGACCUUAUUAGAUUUCAUACCUCUACUAGUAAUAACGGCGUUAAAGAGAUCUGUGCCAUAGGCAUUCUUAAUUACAGCCCACCAUCUUCAUACUGGAAAAGGAUAGAUGUAUGAAGGCUUGACGCUAAUCAAGAUUACCAUUAUUAUUGCUAUUACCGCCAUUCUCUUCGUGAAAUUGAAAUCGCAUCGAUGUCUUAUAGGUGGCCAACUGGCCGGGAAGCCCUCGCGGGGGCAACCCUUUCGAGCGUCAGUAAGAGCAGUCACAAUGGAAUCAACGGACUGGCUCGUCGAGCUGUGUCGCGAUGUCCAGCUGGAGCAGUUUGCCUCGCGCAUCCGGGAAGAGCUUCAGAUCACAAGGAUUCAGCACUUUGACUAUGUUACGGCGGAAGAUCUUGAGAAAAUCAGCAUUGCACGACCGGCUGCAAAGAGACUUCUCGAUGCCGUUAAGAAAUGCAAGGGCGGCUGGAGAAAGAACAUAUUUACCAAGAUUCGUCCGGAGAAAAGUGCAGAAAGGACGGGAAAAAGCGGCAAGAGCAGUCCGGUCAACACAGCCGCUGGAGCAAACCAGCCAAGUCCUGUUAGCAGCGUGCUGGGCUCGUCGCCAUCAGAACAACAUUCUGGCUUAACGUGUUUAAUAUCUGAAAAAGAGAUUUCUCUCAAGACGAAGCUGGGAGAUGGCUCGUUUGGAGUGGUCAUGCGUGGAGAAUGGACAACAUGCACAGGAAGAGUUGUCGACGUCGCCUGCAAAAUACUCAAAGAAGACCCCAAACAAACCGGAACAUUCGAUGACUUUAUUAAAGAGGUCGGCUCAAUGCACACUUUGAAUCAUCCUCACCUCAUCAAACUGUUUGGGGUGGUGCUCGCAUCUCCGCUUAUGAUGAUCACAGAACUGGCUGCAUUCGGUUCACUUCGAGAUCAUCUAAAAAAAAACCGGAUCACGGUUCAAUCGCAAAACUCUAUUAACGGUUCAGCGGUAGGCAACGGUGUUGGUGACUCCGCAUUUCCAGCAGCGCUAAGUAAGGUAGCGGUGACUCGACUGUUUGAGUACGCAGUUCAGAUUGCCGAUGGGAUGGCUUACCUUGAGCAGAACCGAUUUGUCCACCGAGAUCUUGCCUGUAGAAAUAUUCUACUCCCUUCGAUUGAUAAGAUAAAGAUUGGAGACUUCGGAUUAAUGCGAAACCUUAAAAGUGACCAGGAUUGCUAUGUGAUGACGGAGCAUCAGAAAGUCCCUAUGCCGUGGUGCGCGCCUGAGAGCCUUACGUCUCGAAUUUUCUCCCAUGCCUCGGACACGUGGAUGUAUGGAGUUACUCUUUGGGAGAUGUUCUCUUUUGGACAGGAACCAUGGAGUGGCCUUAGUGGAGCAGAAAUUCUGAAAAAAAUCGACAGUGAAGGUGAACGGCUUGAACAUCCCAGUGGUUGUUCGAACGAUUUAUAUCAGUUAAUGCUCCAGUGCUGGCAUGAGACGCCUGAACUGCGGCCGACCUUUGUCGCACUCAAGGAUUUUAUAUUGACUAACACGCCACAAGUGCUUAGGCUAGUCAAACUUCCUCAACCUCCGGGGGCGUCUACAGCUUUGCAAGACAACGAAUUGCGCAUGAAAAAUGUCCAAGAGGGAGAUUUAAUCGCCGUCAUCGAGGGAAGAAACGACUACUACUGGUGGAAGGGUCAGAACCUUCGAACCUUUGAAGUGGGUCUCUUCCCUCGUAUUCACUGUGAGCAUACCGCCAACGUGGGCUACGGUAGUGGGAAAACCCUUCCUAAGGACAUUUCAGCGCCGUUACGUCACUCUUUCAUUCAUACGGGUCACUGUGAUGCGUCCGGGCAACAGUGGGGUAGUCCAGGCCAUAUCGACCCCAUGUAUCUGGCAAAUCCUGCUCAGCCCGAAGACGUGCUUGGCUUACCCCCAUUGCCAAAGGAGCCUGCCUCAUGGUUGAAGGAUCUACCGAAUAGAUCAAAGACCGUAAGACAAGCCAAACAGUACAGCUAUAAGCAUUUAAAAAAUGAUCCAUCGUCUCCUGGAGAGAUUGAGUGUGCGUCAGAAAGCACUUUCCGAAAUCCGAAUCAAGAAUUGAACUCAUCGUCACGGAAUCUUGAAAACCGCACCUCUGCAGACGUCAGUAGUACUAUUUCUACCGAAAACUCCUUUGUACCGGGUUCUACAAAUGAGAAUUUUAAUGCACCAAUAGCCGAUCUCAUAGACUGUGACAGCGAGAGUUAUUAUGGAUGUGAUUCAAGCUUCGAUAGUACUACUUACGAACCUCCGUCACAAGAACGACAAAGUCAACGGCUUGAUAAGCAUAACGAAGAUACUAAAAUUCAACAGCAGUCGUAUCAGAACAUUCCUGGAUCGGAGAGGCAGGAUAGCUAUGAUGCUGAAAAUAGGUACUAUAGUGAAGUAACCGAGGACGCAUCACGGAAACAACCCAAAUCUACCGUGGCGGCCGAAGUCGGUAAGCAGGAUCACGACGAUAACAACGACAACGAUCACACAUACAUGAAUGUGUGCGCUGUGCCUCUUCCAGGCUUGAAAAAAAACAUACACGAACCCUCAAAAGUUCAUAAAGCGCCUGCACCGCCAGCUAUCAAGCCAUCCAUUCAUAAUCUACCAAAUGGCCCGGGGUCCAGUGCUCAGCCUAGUUCACUGGCUGAAUUCGUUCAGAGGCAGAAUGAAUGUUUCGAGCAGUGUAAAUCACCCACUGAGACAUCAGUUUACACGGCCUACAGUGUGGGCACCAACUACUGGGGAACAGAGUAUGAUCCUCCGCUCACGGACGACGAAGGAUAUCGAAAUAUUGAAUCGGCUCUAGGAGAUGAUCCCGCUGUCUACCUAAAUACACAGGAGAUAUUAGAGGAAAAAAGAGACACAGUACGAAGAGAAUUUCCUCCAGAUGUCGACCUAUCGCAGGUCUCUGAAGAGGCACCACCCAUAGUAGUCAGAGCUAAGCCAGAAAUUUUUCCACUUCAAAAUUCUAGUUCAGGGUCUGCGGCAAUAGACUCUGUUCCUCAACAAAAGGCUCCUGCUUCACUUUUUAAUCUUCCGUAUCUCAAACCUAGCCAAAUAGUGCCAAAAAGCACAGGCAUUGACAAAAUGAUCACACCUAUUCCUGCCGUCUUGCCCAAACCACCGCAAAAUGUACAGAAGGUAUUGUCCCCUUCAUUAGUGCAGGGUACUGCCAAACCUAUUGGUGAUGUUAAACCACAGGGCAGAGCGCGACCGAGUGAAUCUGAAUGGAGAGCAUUCGAUGAGAGUCCUGAAUCGCCGGAAAAAGAAAAGAAACUCAACUUCAAUAUAAAGGAUUCUUCCGCUAAUAACGUAGAUCCAUUUAAGACAAGUGUUAAUUCGGCUGUUAUCCCCAAAUUGCCACCACCAGAAAAAAAGAAAGAGAUACCUCGUAGUAAUUGCACAACAUUUUCAACCUCUUCAGUAUCAAGCCUGCCAGGAGUAGAUUUUUCAGCCCCCCUGGUUCCUAUUCCAGUGGUUACUUCCACUUCUCCGAUACCUACUAGUGGUUCUACAUCCUCGAGCACAACGGGUCUGGCGCCGCCAAUAUCAACUAACGCUCCCACUGGGACACUUUUUUCUCCUCAGUUUAAUUAUUCUUCUACACCUCUCUCACUUUCUGGGCCCGUAUCAUGCUUUGCUGCAUUCACGAACAUAUGUCUGGCUCCUUCGAGCAAACCGUUAAUUCCUGCCCCGGAUACGCCAGAUGAAGAAUCGCAAGAUAUUGAGAGUAGGUUAGAAAAUUAUUUGGCCACAAAACAGGCACAACAAAGGGCAAAAAUGAUUGCCGAUAAGAUGAAACGAGAGCAGGAUACAGCGGAGGCCUUUAAAGCCACCGCCGUCAAAGAGUGCAAAGCAGCGCUUGCCCUGGUCCCGGCUCAAGAGCAAAAAAAAACCAUAAAAGCCUUUGAGGCAGAAAAACCAGCAGCUCAAAUAGCGCAAGGUGCGGAAAUCCAACGGAUGGUUGAAAAAGCAACCGAAGUACAACGAGUUGUCGAAGCUGUAAAGACACAGCAGGCGGUGCACCGAGGCGGCGGGACGUUGACGACGAGUGGUUUUGAAGACUCAUUCAGUUCGUUAGCAAUUUCCCCAACAAGUUCAUCUAUUCGAAAUACCGGAGAAACUCAUUCUCUAGACGCAGCCUCUCGGAUGCGAGCUCUCGCUACGGAACUUAAUUUAUCAGUAAAGGCACAGCCGAUAUUUUUACAGCAUUCUACCUCUGCCAUGACGUCCACAAUCCAAGCGGUCAUCAAUCAACAGCAAAGUAAUAAGGAUUGCCAAUCCACUACCCAAAACGUUCCCUCAACCGUGUACGCAACAGAUGGAAGAAGUCAGAUUAAAUCUAUUUCUUCACUAGAAUGUCAAACUCUGCAAGGUACCGUUAUCCCAACGCGUCCCCCAAUAAUGUCUACAGUACCCCUUGUCCCUACCCCGGUAACAACUGCUGCUACGGUUAGGGCUUCACCUCAGUUAAAGCCAUCGUCAACCCUCCUAUUAACAACACCAGCUUCUCCUGCUAAUGCUAAAGUUACACCAACGACUUUACCGCAACAAGCUUCACAGUCAUUCUCAGGGAGUCUAAGCAACCUACUGGGUUCAUCAAGGCCAGCUCUAACGCUGGAAGAUUUGGCGAAAGGAUCAAAACCUUUGUCGGCUCAACACAACUCUGCUCUCAGUUUUGGCAAUAACUUGAGUCGAUCUCAAGAGACACUCAACAAAACCAUGCCUCAACAAACUGCGUUUGUGUUACCUCUGAAAUCAGCCAGUGGAAGUUGCCAAGCAAAAUUUCCGUCCAAUGGACCAGCCCCAGGCACCGAACAGAACGUUAACAUAUCCUCGUCUUUAGGGACGAUUCUAGGAGCACCACCAUAUGUGGCGCAACAACCCUUAAUGCCUUUACAGGCUACUCUUCUCGCAGCUUCCUCACUACAAUCGAUCCAAUCUCGAAAUACUAAUCGCGGGUUCAAUGAGAUGAGCAUUGCUACAUUAGGUCCCUCCCACGGCCACGCGGGCGGUAUUGGAGCUAUAGGCAGCAGUAGCGUCAUGGGUACAGUUGGAUUGGGCAACCCCAUGGCAGAGGUGAAGCCAUUCAUGGUUCGGCCUCCUCCGCCGCCUCCUCGACAGCCGGAACUAGAAAAUUUGAAGGUGACAACUUCGCCGACCCGACAACCAAGUAACACUGAGGUUCUUGCCAUGCAGGCGCUUCUUCCUGGUUCAACAAGAGAGGAGUGUUUGGCCGCAAUACUGGCUAAUCCUGGAAAUAUCGAGGGCGCAUUGCGACAAGUUAAACUUGACCAUCUGGUCAGGUUAGGUAUUGCAUCACGCCCUGCUUGCGAGGCGGCUUUACGGACGCACCAGUGGAACGUCGAUCAAGCUGCGUCCUCUUUGCUCGACUCUCGAUAAGAUAAAAAUUUCAAACACAAGCAUAUGAAGUUGUACUUCAGCACAUGAACUCGCAAUUUUCUGUGAAACCUGAGUUUAAAUUCUCGGAACAUCUCCACAUCAACUAAGCGACCAGAGAAAAUAAAUACUAAAAGUUGCACUAUAACCUUUUGAUUUAAUACGUAGCCCAGAUCUCAAUCAGGGAAAACAGGUUGGGGUUAGCGACCGUUGUCCCGUAUGCGUGAAAUGUAUAUACAUAUAUAGACAUAUAUAUGCUCCAGUCGAUAUGUAAUAUUCUUUGUGUCUUGCUAAAACGUCUAAUAUUUAUUUCAGUUUAUGAAAUGUAAACAAUGUCAUUAUCUUAAACUGGAAGUAAUUCAGGGACGAUCUGCGCUUCCGUUUCAGCCGUUAGUUCUUAUUGAUUUCUGUUUUUUCGACCUAGUUCUUGCAUUUCUGAUGCUACAAUGCAUAUGAAAGUGUGGUAUAUUAUACGUAAUACACGCUGUGCGUAAAUAAUAACCCAGAAUUUGUAAAGAUAUUACUGACACGCAAAAAAAAACAGGUACUCUGUGGGUAAGCAUGAGAGAUUAUAUUUAUCGUUUGUUAAGAGGGUUAUAACCUGGCUGUAUGUUUGCGGACAGUGAAGAUGUGCAUAAUCAACUUAUUUUUAUUAACUUGAUAUCAAUGGGUGAACAUAACACGAGUGUGUCUUGUAUCUUGCCAAUAUCACGAGCCUGAUUUCCACUGCACAACUUUAUCAUUUCCUAUUUCGAUAUUAUACCGCGUACACAUUCACGUGACAAGCAAUGACCUACUUGAAAGCUUUUAAGAAGCAUAGUCAAUUAAGUAAAAAUCUCUAAUGGAAUAUAAUUUGUAUUAUUAAGUUUGCCUUUUAAUUAACUAAGAAAUAAAAUUUUAGGUUGCGGUUUCUAUGGGAAAAUAGAAGGAAGGAAAGCGUAGAUUUAUGUGUGAACUUAUAGGUAUAGAGAUUCUAAAAAUCUCAACUUCAUUUUAAUAAGUUUCUUAAAUGUUCUUGAAAAUAAUCUUAGGUAUCUCUAAAGGUUUGUCAUAUUGCAAAUUUUACUGUAACUAGUUCUAUAUAGAUGUAAGCAAGGUAGUCAUGUGUGUCAGCAACAUGUUUCACAUAUGCUUUAUGAAAUUCACAUGGUCAUCGGGAACAGUCAAAUAGUGUACUGAAAUCAGCUUCCCUGCACGUGUUCUUGCGUACAUAAAAUCUUAAAGAGUCAUGCAAGAAAGGACGCAAUACUGUCUGACGAGAAUAUUAUUAUAUCAUUAUUUUUCUUACUAUUAGUUUUCGGCAACAGUGGUGACGAAAAUGAAAUGUUUAGGCGAGGUUACAACCUGAAUAAAAAUGUAGAUGUGAUACAAACUUAAAAAAAAACAGAUAGUUAAACUAUUCAAUAAAAGUUAUUUCCCAUGGAUCCGCCCGGCGUCUUCAUUUAUUAACUGUGUAAUGCUACUAUUUCAAUAGUUAUUAACGUAACAAAUAAUUGGCUUGAGCUCGAUUUGAGUCGCACAUUGCGUUUACCGAGUGAAAAACAGAAUGCCGUCGUUUUUUUUUAUACGCAUUUAUGGUAUAUCAAAGAUAGCUUUUUGUAACGUGUUUAUAUGUGCUUCAUUUUACCGUACCGUGGAAAGGAUCAGAUCCUUAUAUUCAUUCAGUUGUUUUUGUUGUUGUUAUUAAAAACUCGCUUAGUCAUCGUCAAAAAUAUUUUCUAAAUAUUUAUUUUUUUAUAUUCGUAUAAUGGUUCUUAUAUUAUUUAUAGAUUUUUGUAUUGUAUAAGCACAUCGAUGAUACUACACAACUUUACAAAUUGGGUCAAAGUGACCACCUUAUUAUAUCCAUAACCAUAAUAAUAAUAAUAGUAAAAGGGAAGGUUUGGCAACUCAUACUAUAUUACGUAAGACUUCUCAGUUGCGUAGAAAAGUUUUAGCUUUGCUCUUGGUGCAAUGUUAGUCUCAACCUAUUUUUUUUGGAGACUGCUCGUAUUCUUCUUCUUGGAUCAGUGUUAACUGGUUGAUCCCUUUCUUUAUGUCAGUUGUAUAUUGCCGCGCAACUACACUUUUUAAAUAAUAAACAUUAUCACUAAAUAGCUACGAAAACACGAUAAGCUGUAACUAUUUUAACAACAAAAACAACACCAAUCCGCAAGAGUUGUCCCCUGAGAAUCUUUAUCAACGCGUUUUUCGUUCUUCAUCUUUCUUCAGCGCGUUUAGUGGUGCCAAUAUUGUCAUCUUAGUUGUGCACCUCUCCCUUUUUUUCUUCUGUUUUACUGCACUGUACUGAAAAUUACCUUGUGUUAUUACUACGAUUGUUAUUGUGUGUUUGAUAG